Scophthalmus maximus (turbot) is the source of this 2991-nucleotide messenger RNA. RefSeq names its product suppressor of Mek1-like. The record is from RefSeq and is a predicted model, not a curated record. Lineage: Eukaryota; Metazoa; Chordata; Actinopteri; Pleuronectiformes; Scophthalmidae. The coding region runs from base 181 to 1215 and encodes 344 amino acids. The transcript is spliced from 3 exons.
ACAUAAAAGAGGAGCUUACAGUACUCCUUGAUGUGGAUAACUAUGACCUGGAUGAAUAAUCUCUACAGAUAUUUACACAGAACAACUCUACAAAGCACCUACAGUUUUUACUCAGAGACAAACAGUUUUUUAGAAAUAUUUCUGCCACUGACGUUCAUUAAUUUGUAGCUGUACUUUAAAAUGGAAGCAAGAGGUGACGGAGAACACAACCACGAAGAUCGUGUGAAUAUUAUAGUGAUUUUACCAGGGGAUGAAGUUAAUAUCCACAUCAUUGAACAGCUGCAGGAUCUGUGGGACGAGGGACAAGAUGAGAAUGACCUUGCUGAGGUACUGCCAUUUCUGCUAGGGGAACAUGGCAACAAUCUAAACUUUGAAGGCUAUGACAUCAUUGUCUUUGAAGACGAUGACAAUGGUGAAUACAUUGUCAACAAUGAAGAUGUUGACAACAUUGAUGACGCUGAAGACAUUGACAACGUUGAAGACUUUGAAGACAUUGACAACUUUGAAGAAGUUGAAAACAUUGAAGACUUUGAAGACAUUGGCAACAUUGAAGAAGUUGAAAAUGUUAACAACAUUGAAGACUUUGAAGACAUUGACAACAUUGAAGAAGUUGAAAACGUUUACAACAUUCAAGACGUUGAAGACAUUGACAACAUUGAAGAAGUUGAAAACAUUAACAACAUUCAAGACGUUGAAGACAUUGACAACAUUGAAUUAGUUGAAAACAUUGACAACUUUGUAGACAAUGACAACAAUGAAGUAGUUGACAACAACAAUGACGACAACAGAAGCAACCAUGACAAUGACCUCAACAACAAUGAUGAUAGCCACAAUAAAAAUGUAGAUUACAAUGCUGAAAACUACAAUAUUGGUAACAAUAAUAACAAUGCAGAAAAUGUGGGGGUUAGUGGUGGGGUUGAGGUUUACCAGUGUGUAGAAGAAGAUGACCCCCUGCCGGGAGGAUCCAGGAGGAGGUUAAGAGAGGAAGAUGGACAGAACACUGAUGACAGAAACAGGUGGUGGGAAUUUUCUGACAGCAGCACUGACUGUGAUAAUAAUACUGACAAUAAUACUGGAAAUAGCCCAGUCCAACAUGCAGGUGCUGAAACAGUUGUCGAAGAAGACCCUCUGCCUGGUCCAUCCAGGAAAAGGUUAAGAGAGCAUGAGACAGACGAAGAUGAGAGAAGUGACAAAACAAUCAAGGCUUUUUUCUGAGUUUACAGGCAAGAACUCCCUGCAGCAGAAGAGAACACCCCUUAACAAUUCUGCCACUUCCAGUGCCCCAGAGACCCAUCACCAUCACCGACACCGUCCUGCUCCCCCCCCUCCUUUUGUUCCCCCACCCCACCUCUCAACACACACUGACAGGCCACAGUACAUCUGGCAGCAAGGCUGCUUGUCUGAUGUCGUGAGCAAAACUGGCACACCCCAGGGAACUGUCCUGGCACCAUUUCUGUUCACCCUCUACACCACAGACUUCUGCUUCAACCAAGGAACUUGCCACCUCCAGAAGUUCACAGAUGACUCCUCCAUUGCCGUAUGCAUCAAAGAUAAUAAGGAGGAGGAGAACAGAGACCUGUUUGAGAGCUUUGUAGGAGGGGGCGACAGAAACAACCUGCAGCUCAACAUCAGGAAAACCAAGGAGCUGGUGAUGCAGAGGGAGACUCCUACCCCUGUCCACCAUCUCCACCCAUUAUAGAUUAAUGCCAUUAAUGGGGAGGGGGUGAAGAUGGUGGACAGUUACAAGUUCCUGUGGGUGACACUCAACAACAAACUUGUCUGGUGGGACAAAACUACAGGAAGAUACAGAGCAGGCUGUUCUUUCUGAGGAGGCUCAGGUCUUUUGAUUUGAGCACUAGGCUGCUACGGAUGUUCUGUGGUAGCCAGUGUCAUCUUCUUUGCUGUGGUGUGCUGGGGGGCGGCAUAGGGAGCUGUUGCACUAACACACUCAACAAGCUGGAGAGGAAGGACAGCUCUCUGGGGGUUUGGAAUUGGGAAGUGUAGAGGCAGUGACAGAAAAGAGGAUGAGAGGAAAGCUGAACGUGAUCAUGGACAACCCCUCUUGUUCCCUCUGAGCUGAACUGAGGCAGCUCAGGUGCUCGUUCAGCCAAAGUCUCAUCCAGCCAUGAGCCCAAAAGUGCCUGGGAGGCACCUUUGUGCCGUCAGCCAUCAGACCACCAACAGAGUAAAUCCACUCCAAAUCCUAACUGCACAACCACCUUACUUUUUGUUUAUUUAAAUUGUAUUUUUCACAACUACAUUGCACAUUAUUGUAUAUAGUAUUUGUUGAUGUAAAUUGUGUUUGUUAUUGUUAUGGCAUAGCAUUUCUAUUAUUCUAUUAUGUCAAUUACCUCCGAUUCUGUUUCUAUUCUACUUGAUCAAUAAAGAUUCAUCUUAAUCAUCUUAAUCUUAAACUAUGAUACUGAUACAGACAGAAAUGACCAAGCGCUUGCUCACAGUAGUGCUGAUCUGGCUGAAAAUGCAGGUGCUUUGGAGGGGUGAGGAAGUUGUCCAGCAGGGAGAGGAGGAAGCCGCACAACCAAGACUGUCAAGAAAGGUCAAGAGAAGAUGAUGAAGAGGUGAACAAGGGAGGCAGCAAACAUUUCAAAUGUUUAAGAAGAGACAUGGGAUGGCACUUACUGACAGAAUUCAGUCACAGCCAUCACACUUGCUUGAGUGAGUAACAUGACAGUGAAAGUUAUGCCUUCUGAUGGCCUUGAAAAACUGAUGCUGCAUAUGAUGGGACAAAGAACUGCACUUAGCUUAAUUAACUGAGAAACUUUUUGGCACCCAUUACAGUUCUGCUUUCUUAAACGUUAAUGUGAUGCUUAUCUACUUGUUUCAUGCAAGUUACUACAUUUACUAUUAACUGGAACUAAUUGUUCUCAUACUUAUUAUGGACGUGGUACACAAGAGGCACGCCACAUGAUCCAGACUGUAUAGAACCUUUUGGAUUUGAAUUAUGAAAAUAAAAAAAACAUGGUGACAGAC